AUGUUUAGCAAGUUACUCUUAAAUCAAUACAAGAAUCUAGCUCUUUUCAAGACAAAAAUACCCUAACUUUACUAAAAGAGCUGUUUUAGAUUUUGCACAACUCAUAAAUAGCAAAGAAAAAUAGAAAAAGAAAAGGAAGAAUAAUUAGUUUAGCAAAUUUAUGAAUUGGAAACUGUUGCCUAACAAGACCAAUAUACCGAAAAGGAAUUACAAAACAUUAUUUCAGAAAGAAAAGUUUAAUUAGAAAGCAUAUUAAAUGAAAAGAAAUUACCUAUUGAAGCUAUGCUUUUAGGUCUCACUUUGACCCUUCCAGUUUUGGGAGGAUCAAGCUAUUUAUAUUAUUAAUUAGCUUAGGGUAUACCUUCUGAAUCUUUUAUUCCUCUUUUAAAUUCAGUGACAAAAUACAUUGGCAUCCAUUAAUGCUUCUAAAGUGGUAUUCACUGGGGUUUAGCAGUUUCCUAACAUGAUUUAUAGACUGACUCAAUCAAUUCGAGCUCUGAAGCAAGAAGACUUUUUAUUUUAUCUUCUAUUCCUGCAAUUGGUGCUUUGGUUAACACAUUAUCAUUAGUAUAUGGUGUUCCUACAGAAGGUUUAUAAAAUUUAGCCCCUAUUUCUGUAAUGGCUGGGUUAUAGAUAUUUAUUUUAGGACUUGAUCUUAAAGUAGUUAAUAGUAGAUAUGCCCCUCUUUGGUACAUGAAUUUUAAAUACAUAAUUGCUUUAUUAUGCUUUUUAUCAUAUGGUUUAUACGCUGCUAUGUUCUUAAACUACGGAGAUAAAGUUAAACAGUUAAAAUUAUCCACAAAUGAUCCUUACAGAAAAUAUAUACCAACUAAUGCAGAAUUAUUAAAAUAAAAGGAACCAGAAUAAUAAAAAUAAUGA
Messenger RNA from Tetrahymena thermophila SB210, 879 nucleotides. RefSeq names its product transmembrane protein, putative. The transcript has 4 exons. The record is from RefSeq and is a predicted model, not a curated record. Lineage: Eukaryota; Ciliophora; Oligohymenophorea; Hymenostomatida; Tetrahymenidae.